UUAAACGCUACCACUACUUGCCGAGGUAAGUAUACACUAUCAAUAUAUUGUUGUAGAAUUAGAUUUUCAGCAGGCAUACAGAGACUUGCACGAGGUGCGUUAUCUCUAUGCAAAUAAGUAGUUCAUCUUAACUCUUUCAGGUGGCCACUCAUCCGCAUUCUUUCAACUCGCAUGCCAAUGUUCUAGUUCGGUCCUACCUCUUGAACCGCGUCAAGGACAUAGCUUCUUCCUAUGAUCACGUCUCUGUGGAUUUCGACCUUUUUUCAAAUGCGUCGUGGGCCGCAGGACUCCUCUCCACCAACCCAUACGCAGUAUAUCAUGAAUCUGACAAUAUAUUGGGAGCGACGAGGAGUAUCAAGAGUCAGGUGGACUUUUGCUCAGUGCGCACUGGGAUUCUGUCAGUACCGCUCCUGGCGCGACAGAUAAUGGUAUGGGUGUGGUGACACUUUUGAGUAUGGUGAAGUACUUUGCGGAGAACAGGCCCAGCAGGAUGGUAGUGUUCAACAUCAAUAAUGGCGAAGAGGAUGGCUUGAAUGGAGCUCAUGUUUUCAUGGAGCAUUCCAUGGGCAAUGUCACUGAUACCUUCUUGAACCUGGAAGGCGCUGCCGCAGGAGGACGACCACUACUCUUCCGAACGACUUCUCGCGCUCCUCUGGCGUCCUGGAGCACUUCUCAUCCCCACGCAAAUGUCCUUACUGGCGAUGCGUUUUCGCGUGGUGUUAUCCGCAGUGGUACAGACUACUCGGUUUACGAACAAGCUGGACUCAAGGGGCUAGAUUUUGCUUUCUACCGCGGAAGGAGCAGGUAUCAUACGAAGUACGAUUCUAUCCCUGGUAUGUCUGGCGACAAGAGCAAAAACGCGUUAUGUGCAAUGAUGGAGGGAACACUGUUCUCGAGUCUCGUGCUCGCAAAUGAUGUAAAGGGAAAAACGAGGACCGAGUCCAUUGGACAAGGAAGUGAGCCAGUGUAUUUCGACCUUUUUGGUACCAUUAUGAUCAUGUUCACAUUCCAAACUCUAAGGAUUGCAAACAUUGUCCUCCUUAUCGUCGGGCCUGUCAUUCUCCUGAUGUUGGUUUACUUCGAGCAUAUCAUCCGAGUCGCGUCUCGUAUUCGUUCUGGACACUAUCGUGCUGCAAAUGGUAAUGUACAUCGCGAGAGCUUUGUGGUGCGUGCAUCGGCAGAAAUCAAACAUUUCCUCAAAAGCUUUUGGGUCUGGUUCAAAUUCUGGACUGCUUUGUUACUCGGUGUUGCCUUCCAGAUGCUUUUAGUGGUAGGAUAUGUGAAGCUGAAUCCAUUCGUCAUUCACACUCACCCUUGGCUUGUGCUUGUGUCUGCGUUGUCGUUGGCUUAUCUCACAACAGCCCUUGCUCUCACCUUUCCACUUACGAAGCAUGGCGUUGUCCCUGCUCCAGAACAGCAAAAGCUGUCUAUCCUUCUCCAUCAGUAUGUUCUCACAUGGGCGCCCCUCGUAUAUGCAACAUCAGCCAUGACGCUUGGGGGAACAUAUUUCAUAACCGUUUGGAACGCGGUGGUUUUCCUUGGAGCUGUGCUUGCGUGUGUGGAAGGCAUGGCUGGCGCUCGAGGAUACAAAGACGAGGGAGAGAUUCAAGGACAAAGGUGUUACGUGCGAGGUGUGCACUACGAUGUCGUGGACACUGCCGAGAAUGGCCACCAGCGCGCGGGCAUAAUUGAGGAAACUGAGCCGACAGAGAUUACACGCCUUGUCGCUCAGCAUGGCCAGUCCAGGCCGUUAGGUCAAGAGCAAGGUGCUAUUAUAUAGGACUUUUCUAUAUAGGUUGGGGUUAUGAAGGGGUUAUUUUAGGUCUUUUCAUAAUAUAUGCCUCCAAUGGAACUGGUUUCAUUGGAGGGACUAGGUAUAUUCGUAUAUCAACU
This is a messenger RNA of Suillus bovinus, 1893 nucleotides long. Its product is annotated as peptidase family M28-domain-containing protein. The record is from RefSeq and is a predicted model, not a curated record. Bases 431 to 1780 code for a protein of 449 amino acids. The transcript is spliced from 5 exons. Gene Ontology annotation, biological process: proteolysis. Gene Ontology annotation, molecular function: metalloexopeptidase activity. Lineage: Eukaryota; Fungi; Basidiomycota; Agaricomycetes; Boletales; Suillaceae.